AUGGGCUCGGGUCUCCGUCCGGGCCAUCAACACCGCUGUUUUGGAGGGCUCAAGCCACUGUUCUUGUAUGGGCAUAGAGCUAAAACACAGCCAUCAAUUUUACGUUUUGAUGCUGUGCUACUCACCGUUCAGUGCCUUCUCCGAUAUGUUUCGAGGAAGUUAACUAGAGCUGUGAAUAUAUUUAAGCAUAUGAGGAACAAUCGGAAAUUCGAUUGUAGGCCGUCUAUUAGGACGUAUAACAUUCUUUUCACCGCGAUGUUGAGUAGGGGAAAGGAUUCUUAUAUAAACCAUAUGUAUAUGGAGACUAUUAGGUGUUUGUUCAGGCAAAUGGUUGAUGACGGGAUCGAACCUGAUGUUUUCACGUUGAAUUCUAUGAUAAAAGGAUACGUGCUUUCACUUCAUGUCAAUGAUGCUCUUCGUGUGUUUCACCAGAUGGGUGUGGUUUACAAGUGCUUGCCUAAUGCUUUUUCCUAUGAUUAUUUGAUUUACGGGUUAUGUGCGCAAGGUAGAACGAAUAAUGCUAGGGAGUUGUGUGAUGAAAUGAAGAGAAACGGGUUUAUUCCUAGUGGUAAAUCGUAUAACUCCCUUGUGAAUGCUUUGGCAAUUGCUGGAGAGGUUGAAGAAGCGGUGCAUUAUCUGAGAGAGAUGAUUGAAAUGCGGAAGUCUGCUGAUUUGAUAACGUAUAGAACGAUUUUGGAUGAGAUUUGCAGAAGAGGAAGGGUUGAGGAAGCCAUGGGAUUGUUAAGAGAGUUGCAAAGUAAAGAUCUUGUCGAUGGACAUACUUAUCGGAAACUUCUUUAUGCAAUGGAGGAUAGCUAUGGGGAUUGAAAUGAAAGAAGCUGGAUCAGGUCUUUUCAUCUAUUUGAAGGGUCCUUGGAGGCUGAUGGGGAAUAUACGGUUGAGUCUGGAUAUCGGGUGCUGAAAUAAGGAGAACAAAAGGGGAGGUUUGUUCUACUUCCUGUGUCAUGAUAAAAAAAGUUUGGAAGUGGAUAUGUAUUGGUGCCUGCUAAAAUCAAGGUGUUUUUUAUGGAGAAUUCAUACUUAUAAUAUAGCAAGAAUUCGGAAUAUGUGGAGAAGGAAGCUAGUACAACGGCCAUUAUGCCAUUAUGCAUUGGUGCCUGCUAAGAUCAAGGUGUUUUUUAUGGAGAGUUGAUACUAAUAAUAUAGCAAGAAUUCGGAAUAUGUGGAGAAGGAAGCUAAACUUUUGCAGGAAGCUAAAGGAGGAACGAGAGGCUAGACAGUAAAGAGGUAGAGAAGGCUAAAUGGGAAAGGCCUAAGGCUACUUGGAUGAAAGUUAACUGCGAUGGAGCUGAUGGUGGGAAAGGGACGAAUAGGAGUUGUAAUUUGGAAUGAGAAUGUUGAAAUGAUUGUGCGACAUGGGACUGUGAGAAACAUAAAACUCAGCAGUUCAGGCUGAAGCUGCAGCUCCAAGAGAGGGUUUAGACUAUCUGAAAAGGAAAAAUUGAGGUUAGAUGUACAACGUGUGAAGCUAUUGAGUUUUGAAUUGUGAAGAGACAAGCAAAUAAAGCGGCACACCGGGUGGCCACCCAUGUGAGGAAGAGGAUGUGCUUGACAAAUUGGGUUGAAGCAUCCCGUCUUCAUUUUUGGUACCUAGGUAAUUGAGGUCUGAUAGCAAGGGAUCCUCUUUGCUAUGCUAGGUGGAAUAUUCUUUUGACCGGAAAAAAGGGGUCAUAUUUUCGUACUCAUAUCCCCAAUAUGCAUCAGACACGACUAUCAGACACAGGUAUUUCAAGUAAAAUGAAGAGUCGGAGCAACAUAGGCCAUAGUUAUUUAAUAGAUAACAUUUGUUGGCUGAAAAAUAUGGCAACCUGUAUCGUUUGAUUACAAUAAAGUACAACAUACCAAAUAAACAUAAUAUUUCUACUCCCUUUAAAUUUUCUUGUAGCUGUAGUUCAGUGUAUUUUCUUCUCAUUGGUACAUCAUCAUGGUAGAAUAUACCAGUGAAUUUACGAGAUAGGUUCCAUGGACCAGAGCUAUGUUACUCAGACUUGAAUGUUAGUGUUGGAUAUGAA
Gossypium arboreum is the source of this 2033-nucleotide messenger RNA. RefSeq names its product pentatricopeptide repeat-containing protein At2g27800, mitochondrial-like. Bases 1 to 828 code for a protein of 275 amino acids. Gene Ontology annotation, molecular function: protein binding. The transcript has 4 exons. The record is from RefSeq and is a predicted model, not a curated record. Lineage: Eukaryota; Viridiplantae; Streptophyta; Magnoliopsida; Malvales; Malvaceae.